Messenger RNA from Ahaetulla prasina, 5600 nucleotides. RefSeq names its product potassium voltage-gated channel interacting protein 2 (gene KCNIP2). Gene Ontology annotation, molecular function: potassium channel regulator activity; calcium ion binding. The transcript is spliced from 8 exons. Gene Ontology annotation, biological process: regulation of potassium ion transmembrane transport. NCBI's taxonomy places the organism in Eukaryota, Metazoa, Chordata, Lepidosauria, Squamata, Colubridae. Gene Ontology annotation, cellular component: voltage-gated potassium channel complex. The coding region runs from base 602 to 1279 and encodes 225 amino acids. The record is from RefSeq and is a predicted model, not a curated record.
AAAGAUGUCAUGCCAGGCAAAGCGACCAAGGAUCCGAAAAGGCAUCCUCCCGGAGUGGGAAACUGCUGGAUGCUGCCCCCUUCGAGCAACCAGGACGGCCGAUUAACCGCUGCGUUGUUGGUGCUGCUCCAGCUUCGCUGUCCGUUCUUCGUUGCAACUUUGCUGGAAAUUCCUGCUCAACGGAGCGUCCUGGAAAGGAUCGUCGAGCGCCUUGGAUUGAAACGACGGCCGCUGCCAGUUCCUGCCUUCGCCCCAAGGUUGGGGCACACUGCGAUCUUCUCGCCUUGGUGGGAGCUCACCCCAGCUUUGGCACUGGGCGUCUCUGUUUGUUGGCUGGUCAUCUCUGCUCUUCUAGCGUCCCCGAAGCUUUCAGCCAGCCACCGAUCUCAGCUGGAUCUUUUCAAUCCAAUCCAAACUUUCAUGUCAGAGAUCAGAGCUCUCUGCUUUCAAUGGUGGCUCUGACUUUCUUGCCUGAAUACUGACUGUGUGAUAGUGGAAAGCAGAAGACACUCUUCUCUCCGAAUUCUACUAGGUUUCACCUGGUCCAGAGAACCUGGGGGCCCACAGCCAAGUGUCCCCCUGCCAUUGUAUUGUUCAUGCCAUGGCUCAUUGCCAGCAACGAUGCAAGAAGCAGCUGGGGCGAGCGAUCCGUUUCUUCUACCAGUUUGUAACUGGGACCUUAUAUCAAGACAGCAUAGAGGAUGAGUUUGAGCUCUCCACAGUUUGUCAUCGGCCUGAAGGUCUGGAACAGUUACAGGAACAAACUAAAUUCAGCCGCAAAGAGCUACAAGUCUUAUACCGAGGCUUCAAGAAUGAAUGCCCUAGUGGGAUUGUUAAUGAAGAGAGCUUCAAGCAGAUCUACUCACAAUUCUUCCCACAGGGAGAUUCUAGUACAUAUGCAACUUUUCUUUUCAACGCAUUUGAUACUGACCAUGAUGGCUCUGUCAGUUUUGAGGAUUUUGUAGCUGGUUUGUCCAUUAUUCUCCGUGGCACUAUAGAUGAUCGGCUCAAUUGGGCCUUCAAUCUCUAUGAUCUGAACAAAGAUGGCUGUAUCACCAAAGAGGAAAUGUUGGAUAUAAUGAAAUCCAUUUAUGACAUGAUGGGCAAGUACACUUAUCCAGCCAUGAGAGAAGAGGCACCCCAGGAACAUGUGGAAAAUUUUUUUCAGAAAAUGGAUCGGAACAGAGAUGGUGUGGUGACUAUUGAUGAAUUCAUUGAAUCCUGUCAGAAGGAUGAAAACAUCAUGAGUUCCAUGAAGCUUUUUGACAAUGUGAUCUAGCUGACUACACCUGGAGCCAAGACCAUCAUAUACACACCAGGGUGUCUCUCCUUGGUGUUUCUUGAGGCACUCUUCCCUUGGCUGCAUGGACAAAGCAGGCCCAUUUUGUGGAGACAAUCCUCAUGUAUUCAAGAUCCAACUGGGGUGGGAUGGGGAAUCCCUACAAGGGGAAUGAAAUGGGAGCCUUUGUCUGGAUUCAAUAAGGCUAGGCAAGGAGUGUGUCCUAGAAUUUACAAGCUCUUAUUCUGGGAAAUUAACUACGAAAUGAAUUGUUGCCUCCCCACUAAAACUGCACUGACCUAUCACUAUAUAAUGUGCUUUUCCUUAAGACUUCUCAAAAUCACGGCAACUCCACGAUCCUGCAUUAGGGCUUUCACACCCUCAAAUGGCAAUGUAAAGCAUCAAUUUUUAAAAAACUCUUGUAAAUGCACUCUUACCUUCAAGGAAGGGAGUCUAUCUGAUCUGCACCAAGGUUCUCACAGCACAUGGAGUAUUAUUCUAAUGCUUCCAACAAGUGGAGGCAAUAUUUUUCAGUGUUAAGCUAUCUUGCAGAUCUGCUGUUACAUUCAACGGAACUCAGCUUUUCUGGAGAAAACUGCAGAAGAAUGGCAUUUCGCUUUGAAUUUUUUUUUUGUUUGCCUCACACAAAAAACAUGUGGGUACUUUGUAUCACUCCAGACCGAAGUGCAAAAGAACCAUUUGCUUUUUUAAAAAAAUCAAAAGAUAAAAUUACAAAUUAUGUUCGGAUUGCUAUUCAGAGAAAAAGUACUUAAGUAAAUAAUUGGGUCAAAGAUUUUCAUUGUUCCCUGUCUUAGUAAAUAACAUGCAAACGGAAGUAGAAACAGACAAAUCUACUUAAUGGAAAUAUUUAGGUCAGAAUGCAAUCUAAAUCUGUUUCUGUGUGGCUUCACUGGAUGUGUCUCCAGAUGAUGAUGUUAUGAUCUUACUAUUAAUUACUUUCUGCAACUAGAUACUCAACAGAAGUACCAAGAGCUCCAGAAUCCUUAAAUGAAAAACAAAGAGUUCAGCUAAAAGUUUUGGAUAGUAAUAUGCUUAAUGCCAUGGUGAUAUCUACGUGUGAGGGCUCUGGACUCUUGUGGCAUUAGGGCAGAAUUCAACAUUGUGCCUUGUCUUUGAAUUAUAGGCAGAUUACAAGCAGAAGUAUUGUUGGAUGGAAGGGGCACCAUAUGAGAGAAGUAGGAAAAACAUAUAUGGGAAAACAGAGGCAGAUAUACCUGGCUGUUCCUUUCUUGUGCCAACAAUCUCCUUUUUUUGCAAAGGAACUUUCCCUUAGCAUUUACAAAAUGCGAUUUCUGUGAUUUUGUUUGCUGGUUUUGUUACUAUAGCAUUACCAUGAUAAACAACCUAUGGGCCCUUCGGUUGUCAAAGCAUUACAAACAACGAACAACUUCAGAGCAUGCUUGCUCCAAGGACAUGCCAGAUUCUAUACAGAAUAUAACAGCAACACAGGCAUGUUGAAAAGGCACAACAGGGAUGCAGUAAAAAUACAGUAAUGGGGAUGUGCUAGGGAAAUCAUUAGUAAAGGAACAAGUGAUAAAAUGUAGGUCAUUUAUAAAACACUGAAAAAAAGUGAAGCCUUUUUUUAAGGGUUUAAGUAAAAAUAAAAAUAAAUACAAGGGUGCUGAUAACAGAGCAGCUGUAUAAACUCAGGAGUACAACAUGGAAACUACAUGAAAAAGGAAGAGAAGCAGUAUGGAGUAAAAAUACAAGGAAAGAGGAGAAACUUAACACUGAAUACAUUGACAACAGUCAAUUUAGGGGAAAAUGUAAUACAGCAAGAGAUGAGACCACUUGGAACAUUCUGAAUAGAUUGGAGGAAAGAUGCCCAGCAGGAGGGAAUGAAGUAAUGAAGAUAUUAUACUGAAUCGAGAAAAGAGGUAAUAGGAAAAUAGAUAGGCUUUGUUAUUUAAAUUCAAAAGAAAACAAGCAGUAAACAUGAAAAUUUUAACAGAGGCAAAGCUGAAUCAUAACAGACAAAGAAGAUACCGAAGUACAGUAUAUAGUUAUCAUUAUAUACUACCUUCCCCCAAAAUGAUGCCCACAAAUUGUCUGGCUAUUAGACAUCUGAAAAAAGUGUUUUGGACAAUACUGUUCUAUCUCAAGAAACCCUGCAGAAAUAUUACAACAGUAGCUUUUAAGAACUCCCAAUCAAGCACGGCCAUAUUAUAGAAGUUGCAGUCUUAAUAACUGAAAAGCAUUAGAUUGGGAAGAUGGAAAGGUAAUAUUUAAUAAAUAGAUGGCUAUUUCUCACCUUAACUCCCCUGAAAAUAAAUGGUUUAUUUUAAUACACAAAUAUUAAAUUUAAUUCACAUUUCUUUUUUAAUGGCAGACUGCUCCGGUAUUUCCUCUUAAUAACCAGCCCUGAUAACUUUUGAUGUUUCUUUUUCAGUUUCAUAUUUUCCCCCCAGCUAUUAAUAAUAAUUAGGGUAUCUUGUCACACAAAGCAAGCUCCAAGGAUUUCGACAGUAGGAACUGCAAGAGGAAUAAAUAUUUCAGGACUCAAAAGAAGUGCAGGAAAUAUUGGAUUGAGUCUAGAAAUGGAAUAGGCUGGCUCAGUAUUUAUUAGCUAUGCAAACAGAUUGCCAUGCACAUUGUAGCCACAUAUGGCUCUUCCCCUUCUUGAGAUUAUUUUACAUUUUGCUAUUCCAUUACACCAUCAUAUGUAAAUUAUUAAGGAUCACUGGAAUCUAGUUCCGUAGACAAAGUUCAUUGUCACCCAUUAAGAUGUUUUAUUUUAAAUUUCUUCAAAGAAACAUUUUCUUAAUAUUUUGUAAUUUUGUUUGAUAUAAAAAAAUUCUAUUCUACUUACCAUUUUUUCUUAGUUUCCAUACUUCAUUUCUGCAAUCUCCUUCAAUGCUUCUGUUGGACUAACCUCAGAUGAAAGUCAAUUCAAUGUUCUUUAAUUCUCAAAGGCCCAAAAUAGUAGCAAGGGAGAGGGAAAAAAAUCAGUUCAGUUCCCUGACCAUCUCCAAUGGCCACUCAGGUCAGCCAAAAGAAUUGGUAUUGCCUUAAUAGCUGCUUAUUAUUCUCUAAUUUUCCUUACAACAGUUGCCUAAAGAGAUAUGUGCUAUAAUUGAUAUAUGAUGUUGUUGACAUUAGCUGUUUCUGUAUAGCGGCCAUUCAAUUUAACAUGCACAGCAUAUUAUUAAGUUUUCCAUACUGAUAGGGACAGAAAUGUCUUGCUGUGAUAUGGAAGCUCAACACAGCACAACAUGGAGAAAAGCUACACUUUAUGUUUCAUGAUUAAUAUGGAAAAAUGCCACAUGGUGGCAGAUAUUUAAAUUGGUGCUGAUAAAUAUAACUGGAGCAAAGUCAGAGGAGUAGCUUCUGGCAUUUCCAUUAGAGGAAUUCCUCAGCCAAGGUGGAUAGAAAUAUGACUGCUGUGUAUCAUUCUCUUAUACUAUUAUCAAAAUAAUUUAUUUUUAUUUUGCCUAACUAGAAUAUAUUUCUUAUUCAAAAGCAUGUAGGAUUGUCAAUACUUAUAUAGCUCUAUUUGCCAUCCAAACCAUUGCAGUCUUGCCUUUUUAAUUAGCAGAAGAUAUUUUCCCACUCCCAAGUAAAUAGUUAUCAUAUAAGUAUAAUCUUGAUUCCUUGGAACCAAGAACAACAACUCAGAGUACUUUUUUUAUUGCUGGCCUAAGGAGUCUUGGCAGAUUAAAGCAUAUUCUGCAUAACAAUUAAAUAUACCCUAUGAAAGGUUAUAGAGGUUCCACUCUGACCCUCUUCCUGCAUAGCAAGGAUUCCAGACUGAUUUGCUCCUUGGGAAAGAGCCACUUUCCUCCUGCAAGUCAGCUACCACAUUCUACCACAUCUCAUUUAUAGGAGAGAGGGGAAAUGAAGAAAUGUGCAUUGUGAUGUCAUAAUGUAAAUGUCACACUUUACUUGUGUCAGAUAUUGGAUCUUAAGCACUGUACAUAAUUGCCAUCUAAAGUUGCCAUGUAUGAGAAGGGUGGCUAUAUAAACCUGUUAAAUAAAUGAAAUAUUUGCAACAUUUAUGUGAUGACACCAUUAUGCACCUAUCAUCAUUUUGGCAUCAUUACAGUUUGUUGCACAUAGAGGUGAAUUCAUUCCUCUAUUUUCUCUUAAUUCAGAUGCAAUUUUAGAUCUAUGGGAAAUUAUCCUGGGAGCAAAUAAGGAACUCCACAUCAAUUUUCUGAUCACAAUGCACUCUACAGAUCUUUUGCCACCAGGUUAAAAUAAGGGCUUCUAUCCCCAUUUGAGGAAGCAAUUCUCCAUGCAAGGGUAUUUCACAGUUGAAAAUAAUGUCUUAGGCGAUAUAUAACACUUCAAUGAAUUCAGG